AAGCCUCCACAGCUCAAGUGGCAGAGCAGGGAAUCAAACCCGGUUCUCCAGAUUAGAGUGCCCCUGCUCUUAACCACUACACCACCCUGGCUCUACCCCACGAUAGCACCAAUUCAUGCUUUACAGCAGGGGGCAAACUCAAUCGCACAGGGGGACAAAACUCAAAACACACUUUAGGUCUGAGGCCGAACAGGAUGAACAUUUAUUGCCAGGCAAGAAAAACCCCUCUGCCCCAUGGAGAAGGCAGCCGCCUGCUCCGUAGAGGUGACCGUGGCCUGCCUGGUGCCGCCAGGAAAACCCCUUUGCCCCGUGACCGCCUGCUCCAUUGGGCAAAGAGGAGAUGCCGGCAGUGGCAGCCUACCUAGUGCUGCCUGCUCUCCCACUGCGCGAGCCAGCACCACCGGGCAUACAAACCCCCUCUGGCCAACGAAGAAGGUAGCCGCUUGCUCCAUUGGGCAAAGAGGAGACAGCAGCGGUGGCAGCCUACCUAGUGCUGCCGGCUCCACCACUGCGCGAGUCAGAACCACCGGCCAUACAAACCCCCUCUGGCCAACGGAGAAGGUAGCCGCUUGCUCCAUUGGGCAGAGAGGAGACAGCAGCGGUGGCAGCCUACCUAGUGCUGCCGGCUCCCCCACUGCACGAGGCAGCACCACCGGGCAUGCAAACCCCCUCUGCCCAACGAAGAAGGUAGCCGCUUGCUCCAUUGGGCAGAGAGGAGACAGCAGUGGCAGCAGCCUACCUAGUGCUGCCAGCUCCACCACUGCGCGAGUCAGAACCACCGGCCAUACAAACCCCCUCUGGCCAACGGAGAAGGUAGCCGCUUGCUCCAUUGGGCAGAGAGGAGACAGCAGCGGUGGCAGCCUACCUAGUGCUGCCGGCUCCCCCACUGCACGAGGCAGCACCACCGGGCAUGCAAACCCCCUCUGCCCAACGAAGAAGGUAGCCGCUUGCUCCAUUGGGCAGAGAGGAGAUGGCGGCGGUGGCAGCAUGCCUAGUGCUGCCGGCUCCCCCACUGCACGAGGCAGCACCACCGGGCAUGCAAACCCCCUCUGCCCAACGAAGAAGGUAGCCGCUUGCUCCAUUGGGCAGAGAGGAGAUGGCGGCGGUGGCAGCAUGCCUAGUGCUGCCUGCUCUCCCACUGCGCGAGCCAGAACCACCGGCCAUACAAACCCCCUCUGGCCAACGGAGAAGGUAGCCGCUUGCUCCAUUGGGCAGAGAGGAGACAGCAGCGGUGGCAGCCUACCUAGUGCUGCCGGCUCCCCCACUGCACGAGGCAGCACCACCGGGCAUGCAAACCCCCUCUGCCCAACGAAGAAGGUAGCCGCUUGCUCCAUUGGGCAGAGAGGAGAUGGCGGCGGUGGCAGCAUGCCUAGUGCUGCCGGCUCCCCCACUGCACGAGGCAGCACCACCGGGCAUGCAAACCCCCUCUGCCCAACGAAGAAGGUAGCCGCUUGCUCCAUUGGGCAGAGAGGAGAUGGCGGCGGUGGCAGCAUGCCUAGUGCUGCCUGCUCUCCCACUGCGCGAGCCAGCACCACCGGGCAUGCAAACCCCCUCUGGCCAACGAAGAAGGUAGCCACUUGCUCCAUUGGGCAGAGAGGAGACAGCAGUGGCAGCAGCCUACCUAGUGCUGCCGGCUCCACCACUGCGCGAGUCAGAACCACCGGGCAUGCAAACCCCCUCUGGCCAACGGAGAAGGUAGCUGCUUGCUCCAUUGGGCAGAGAGGAGAUGGCGGCGGUGGCAGCAUGCCUAGUGCUGCCUGCUCUCCCACUGCACGAGCCAGCACCACCGGGCAUGCAAACCCCCUCUGGCCAACGAAGAAGGUAGCCACUUGCUCCAUUGGGCAGAGAGGAGACAGCAGUGGCAGCAGCCUACCUAGUGCUGCCGGCUCCACCACUGCGCGAGUCAGAACCACCGGGCAUGCAAACCCCCUCUGGCCAACGAAGAAGGUAGCCGCUUGCUCCAUUGGGCAAAGAGGAGACAGCAGCGGUGGCAGCAUGCCUAGUGCUGCCAGCUCUCCCACUGCACGAGUCAGCACCACCGGGCAUGCAAACCCCCUCUGCCCAACGAAGAAGGUAGCCACCUGCUGCUCCUUUGGACAGAGAGGGGGUGGCAGUGGUGCCCUGCAAACUUCCUCUGCCGGACAGAGAAUGUUACUGCCAGGAAAAUAAACAAAAUAUUUUCCUGAGUCAGGUUGCCUGGCUACACUGGUUCCAUGCCCGGAUGCGGAGACUUGUGUGGUUCAGAAGCCUCCAUAAGGCUCACAAAGAACACUUUUGUAUGCUUGUGCCAAUGAUACAUGGUUUCCCUCUUUAUGCUAUUCUAGAAUGU
Sphaerodactylus townsendi is the source of this 2329-nucleotide messenger RNA. RefSeq names its product sialidase-like. NCBI's taxonomy places the organism in Eukaryota, Metazoa, Chordata, Lepidosauria, Squamata, Sphaerodactylidae. The record is from RefSeq and is a predicted model, not a curated record. The transcript is spliced from 3 exons. Bases 235 to 2169 code for a protein of 644 amino acids.